AUGAAUGCUACGGCUUCAGAGGAAACCAAAGAUACUGCUACGACUUCAGAGCAGACUGAGGUCGUUUUACCACCACCGGGAAGCUGUGAAGAUGCUAUGGACGAAGAAACCCCUUCGGUAGCAAGCCAAGAGCAUCAAGCUGGCACUUACACUCCACCACCAGCAAGCUGCGAAGAAGUCGCUGACGAGAAGUGA
Glarea lozoyensis ATCC 20868 is the source of this 195-nucleotide messenger RNA. RefSeq lists its product as uncharacterized. The record is from RefSeq and is a predicted model, not a curated record. The transcript has 2 exons. Bases 1 to 195 code for a protein of 64 amino acids. NCBI's taxonomy places the organism in Eukaryota, Fungi, Ascomycota, Leotiomycetes, Helotiales, Helotiaceae.